Ruditapes philippinarum (Manila clam) is the source of this 2588-nucleotide messenger RNA. RefSeq lists its product as uncharacterized. The coding region runs from base 471 to 2588 and encodes 705 amino acids. The transcript is spliced from 7 exons. Lineage: Eukaryota; Metazoa; Mollusca; Bivalvia; Venerida; Veneridae. The record is from RefSeq and is a predicted model, not a curated record. Gene Ontology annotation, cellular component: cytoplasm.
ACUGUACUGUAGUACACAGUAAUGACGUCAUAUUGGAAUUUUGGGUCAGAGUGUUUUGACUGAAUUUAACUUUUUUUUGUGAGUAUCACUCAUGACCACUACAAAAUGGAAACGGAUAGGUUUCAUAUUUUAUAACGUUUCCGGUAGACAUGUUCAUCCCUGUGAGUCUAUUUUUCAUUAAGUGUCGAAAAGCAACAACAACAGAACAAAUAAAGCAGUAAAACACAAUUGAAUUACUACAUGACACAAACAGUUAACAGUGCAGUCAGAUGAAAUCAAUGGUAAAGGAGAAUAUUAAUGACAACAUUGCCGACAGCUUGUCUUAUUUGUUGAAAUCUAUAUCUCUGAGGAUGAGCAAUGGAUUAGUUUUACAAUAUGUUUAGCAGCUAAAAAACACCAUUUUUGUGAAAUAUUUUUUUUUAAAAAUAAUGUCAAUUUUGAAGAAUUAAAUUUAUCUAAAUUCAAGCAAAAUGGGUAGCAGUUCGGGUUUAACUGACUUGCAAAAAUCAGAUAAGUAUCAAAAAGCAAUUUCACUAAAUUUGGAUUGUGGAUCAGAUACUCUUAGAAAAAUGAUUGAGGCUGAGCUUGACAGCAAGGGUUGUACUUUUAAAAAAUACAUUAAAGACCCAGGUGUGCAGAAUAAAAUUACUAACUUAAAAACGAGAAAAAAACUUUUUAAGGAACAAUUCAUUCUAUUAAAUACCAAAGACCCAGAGGACAUGGAUAUAUCUUUACUUUCGUUAAUAUUACUUGAACUUUUUCCUAUCAACUCAACUCAGAAAUCGAAUUUAACCACGAUGCGAAAGAAGAGAAAUGAGUUGGCGCAUAGACCUAAAGCAAUGCUUGACGACGAUAUACCAUUUAUUCAAGCCAGUCAGGUUAUUAUUGCCAUGGCAAAAGAUAUCAGUUGUGAGUUUGAAAAUGAAAUGAGAAAAAGAAUAGAGGAAUUGAAGAACAGAGAACUAGUUAGGACAAGAUGCAGCAUGGACAUCAUACUUUUAAACAACGAGUCGUUAAUGAUGAAGUUAGUUGAAACCGGAAAAAAUGAACAAGCUGAUUGCAAUGAUGAGACAUGGAUAAAAUUUGGAUUAACACGGUAUGUGCGGCAGCUAUCGAAGUUUAUAGAUAUUGAUGUACUUCUACAACAGCUGAAAGAUGAGGGUGUCAACAUUGACAAGAUAAGAAACCUUAUAGAACUAACAUAUAACAACGAAGAAAAAAUGCAUCAGUUUGUUCUUCAUAUGAUGACAGAGAAAAAAGAAAAUUUAAUGAAACUAUGCAUCUGCCUAAGAAAGACCAAUAGUCUACUUGCAGACCUUGUGCAACAUAAGACAUCGUAUGAAAAGGAUAUAGAUUCAAAAUUACAUGCAAUUGAGAGCACCAGACUUUGUGACAUUCUUAAAGAAUUGGUUGAUGAAGAGGAAACAAGUAGCAUCGCCUGUGAGGAUAUCCAUAUACUUUGCGAAGAAAAAUGCAAAUACACCACCAAGUUUUCCACUGUUCAAGAAAGCAUGAAAGAAUGCUUUCCUGGGGUUAGUUUUGAGGAAAAAGACAGUAGGUUUCAUGGAAUUAAAUGGAAGGAUAGCGGUGAUCUUUUAAGUGACAGUAAAGUAAAUGAAGACACAGAAGAAAUAAUAUCAGACAUGCCGUGUGACGUGUUUGGUAAAUACUUAGCUUCAAAGAUGGAAAAGGUAAAACAAGGAAUCGGGCUCUACUUUGAAAAAUCUGCAUCCGAAGAAUGUAUUUCAGCUGAAAUAUUUGCAAGCCUAACAGAUGACCAAAUUGAACAGGUGUUUAGGGGGAAAAUUUUAAAAAGUCCAGUAUUACAAAAACAUUAUCAUCCUGCCUACAUUGUAAAGGAAGUUAUAAGAUUUGCUUCAGCUUGUAUAAAUGGGAAGAAAAACGGAACGAUACAUUUUGGAAUUAAAGAGGCUGGUAACAGGAGUGGUGAAAUUGUUGGGGUACCAAAAGAUUGCUGUAAAAAUGUUAGGUCGUUAGAUGAUGCCAUAUUGUCUGGAAUCAAAAUUUCAUUUGACCAAAAGCAUCAACUAGUUGCCCAAAGAUGUAUACGCCCAGUGCAAAAAAUACCUGUCGAAGAUGACCUAGUUGUCUUUGAAAUCGAUAUUGUACCGUUUUCAGGAUAUAUGGAUGACUGUUCUAUGCAGAUUAAUUAUCCACCUAAAGGAUUUCAAUGGCGCAAAUGUUUUGUUAUAGAAGACACCAUGAUAAGUACUAUUGAAGAAUCAAAAAUAGACGGCAUGCAACAAGAUUUAAAAACCUUGUACCAAGAGAGGGUUUACUUAGAGAUGAAAGAUAUAAAGUCAUCAAAUGAAACAAGAAAUAUAGAAGAACAAAAGAAACUAAUGAAAUUGCUCACUGGUGGAAACAAAUAUGUUACGGAUGCGUUUAUUCCCAUUAUUUGUUCAGGAGACAUAUCGGGUUGCCAAAAUGCGGAAUUUCUACGGGAAAAUAUCUCUAGCAUGGCCAUGGCAUUUACUUCUGCCCUGGCUGUUUUGACUUUGACUCAUCAGUUGAAUUUGCGUAAUGGUAUUGAAAACGGAACACGGUUUCAAUGUGAAAAUGGCUAA